GUUUUCCCGUGUAGCCCUAGCUGUCGGGGAACUCACUCUGUUCAAGGCUGACGCUGAACUCAGAGAUCCACCGGUCUCUGCUUCUGCCUCCUGGGCUGGGAUUAAAGGUGUGCUGUACCACCGCCUGGCUGACCCUUUUCCUUUAAAACCCUAGGCCGGCCCAGAUUUCCCAGAGACAGUAGAGGGGUCUCCAGACUCCACCCUCUUGUCUUCCGGUUUUGAUGGCGCGCCGUAGCGUUUAAACUUCGCGCGCUUAAUACGGAUUGGCCGCUUCCACGGCCGACUAGCCUCCAGCAUGAGGCCUCUCCUCCUUGCUUUCUUCCCCGGGUAAAAGGUUUUCAAAUUGGACCAAUCGCCGGGCGAGCUCUCUCCGCCUAGGCACGUCACCGAAAGGUUAAUUGCAACCAACCAGAGACCGGUAUCAAAGAAAAGAGCCAAUCGGGCGGCUGCGGGGGCGUGUCCAGGCAGUUUAUAAGGGCGCGCUCGCCCGCGCGGGGCGACAGUUGGCUGCGGCGGUUGGUGGUGUUUGUAGUCGUCGGCUUCGCGCUCUGCCUUUCUACCUCGUACACGAUGUCGGGUCGCGGCAAGACCGGAGGCAAGGCCCGCGCCAAGGCCAAGUCUCGCUCGUCGCGCGCCGGCCUGCAGUUCCCGGUAGGCCGUGUGCACCGGCUGCUGCGGAAAGGCCACUACGCCGAGCGCGUGGGCGCAGGCGCGCCCGUGUACCUGGCGGCCGUGCUGGAGUACCUCACCGCCGAGAUCCUGGAGCUGGCGGGCAACGCGGCCCGCGACAACAAGAAGACGCGCAUCAUCCCGCGCCACCUGCAGCUGGCCAUCCGCAACGACGAGGAGCUCAACAAGCUGCUGGGCGGCGUGACGAUCGCGCAGGGCGGCGUCCUGCCCAACAUCCAGGCCGUGCUGCUGCCCAAGAAGACAAGCGCCACCGUGGGGCCCAAGGCGCCGGCGGGCGGCAAGAAGGCCACCCAGGCCUCUCAGGAGUACUGAGGGAGCCCGCGCCGUGGCCGCCCAGCCCUCCCCACACCUCCACAAAGGCCUUUUUCAGGGCCACCACCUCCCUCACAGAAAGAGCUGAGCCACUGAGGGCCGGGCCGCCGCGUCCCCGUUCUACCCCCUCUCUCUGCCCUCGCGCGUUUUUUGCCUCCCUUUCCCUGCACAGCCUGUGGGUCAACCACGGAGGACGCGGGCGCCACCCCGCCUGCCCACCCCGGAGCUUCGCCGGUCUGGUCUCGGUCUUCGAUGGGCCGCGCGGAGAGGCUGCGACACCUUCCAGAAGUCUCGGCCUUUUGCUGCGGCGGACGGCCGAGAUGGGCCUGAAGGGCGGUGUGUGGUGUGGCCGGGACAGAAUCACUAAUAGGAACCGAUUUUCUCCAGGAUGCCUCCUGGAACGGGUCUGGGAGACGCUUACAGGCCUGUGGACUGAAGACCUGUGUUCCUGCCGCAGGAGACUGGCAGCCGGGCCUAGCCAUUCCCUUUUUCCCCCGGCGACUCACCUCACGACCCGAACACCUAGAUACCAGCACACAUCGAUGAAACCCUGUAUGGACCGAGCCUCUCUUGGCUUCUGAACUGGAAUUUUGCAGCUAUCCCAAGUUUAGAACCUUAGGUAGUGGGGAGUUUCAAUGGGCUAAUUUUAUUAAAGGAUUGUUUGGUUUUUUAAAAA
Molecule: messenger RNA, 1678 nt
Organism: Arvicola amphibius (Eurasian water vole)
Lineage: Eukaryota; Metazoa; Chordata; Mammalia; Rodentia; Cricetidae
Product: histone H2AX
Exons: 2
Coding region: 571-1002 (143 amino acids)
Biological process (GO): DNA damage response
Cellular component (GO): nucleosome
Molecular function (GO): protein heterodimerization activity; DNA binding; structural constituent of chromatin
Source: RefSeq, a predicted model, not a curated record